Molecule: messenger RNA, 3012 nt
Organism: Osmerus eperlanus (European smelt)
Lineage: Eukaryota; Metazoa; Chordata; Actinopteri; Osmeriformes; Osmeridae
Gene: sqlea
Product: squalene epoxidase a
Exons: 11
Coding region: 355-2070 (571 amino acids)
Biological process (GO): sterol biosynthetic process; cholesterol metabolic process
Cellular component (GO): membrane; endoplasmic reticulum
Molecular function (GO): flavin adenine dinucleotide binding; squalene monooxygenase activity
Source: RefSeq, a predicted model, not a curated record
UUUAUAUCGAUGGCGACAAAUAGAAAAGUGUACAGUUGAAGUAAAGGGAUGGAGAAGUGGCACAGAGUCAAGGUUACCAUAAUCCUCAUUGUCAUAAUACACACAGCAUCCUCUGACACCGUCGCAACGGCUGGAAUACUGUCAUGACUUUACAACAAAACGCAAAUUACCUUCUGGAUUGACUGAUAGGGGGCUAUGUAGCCUAUUUUGAAGACUGAAACAUCUACAAUUUUUAUAUGAAUGUUAGAUUUUUUGUGCCUGAAAACGCAUUCACUUCUUUUUAAAAUAAUUAUCGUUGCACUUUGUAGCAAGCCUUAAGUUCUUACUGUGAGUAGGUUUUUUAAAAGUGAGAACAUGUGGACCUUUCUUGGAAUUGCAAGCUUCACAUACAUUUAUAAAAAAUGCGAUGCAAUAUUGACUUCUGCUCACAAAGAGGUUUUACUUGCCGCAAUUGUGUGCCUCAUUGCCGGCAUGCUACUGUCUUAUGUGAGGUAUUUCCGCGGACAAACAUUCAAUGCACCGAAAGUUUUCCAGGUAGCACUGGAACUCGUAUCAACUAUUCCGUUGAUCAAUAAUUUUAUUCCUAAAUCCUCGCCGGCCAGGACCACAGAAACCGAUUCCAAAAAGGGACGUAGGAAUAGAGCAAGGGUGACAGUCAAAGAGUCCCCAUCCACGGUUACCAGCCCAGCAGGUGCGACUACUGUGGCCCAGGAGCCCGACGUGAUUAUCGUUGGAGCAGGAGUUCUCGGAUCCGCCAUGGCAGCUGUCCUGGCUCGGGACGGCCACAGAGUCACCGUAAUAGAGAGAGACCUGCGCGAGCCGGACAGGAUUGUAGGAGAGCUCCUCCAACCCGGUGGAUACCGGGCUCUUAAGGAGCUCGGGCUUGAGGAUUCGGUGGAGGGUCUGGACGCUCACGUUGUGAAGGGCUACGUGAUCCACGACAGAGAGAGUUGCACAGAGGUGGAGAUCCCGUACCCUCAAGAAGAGAACACCGUCCAGUGCGGACGGGCCUUCCAUCAUGGCCGCUUCAUCAUGGGCCUACGCAGGGCAGCCCAGGCCGAGGCCAAUGUCACCAUGGUAGAAGGCACUGUGUCGAGUCUGCUGGAGGAGGAGGACGGCUGCGUGACGGGCGUUCAGUACAAGGACAAGGAAACGGGAGACACCAAGGAGAUCCAUGCGCCGCUAACCGUGGUGGCCGACGGUUGUUUCUCCAAGUUCCGCAAGAGUCUGGGUUCAGGGAAGGCCUACGUUUCCUCGCACUUUGUCGGAUGCCUGAUGAAGGACUCUCCCCAGUACAGGGCCAACCAUGCAGAACUGGUCCUGGCCAACCCCAGCCCUGUGCUCAUCUACCAGAUCUCCUCCACAGAGACCAGGGUCCUGGUCGACAUCCGGGGGGAGAUGCCCAGGAACCUGACUGAGUACCUGGCUGAGAAGAUCUACCCACAGCUACCAGAGCACAUAAAGGAGCCUUUCAUGGUGGCCCUGCAGAACGACCGCCUUAGGACCAUGCCUGCCAGCUUCCUCCCACCUUCUCCUGUCAACAAACAAGGUGUGCUGCUCCUCGGAGAUGCCUACAACAUGAGACACCCGCUAACAGGAGGAGGGAUGAGUGUGGCCCUCAAUGACGUCCGCAUCUGGAGAACUCUGCUCAAGAAUAUGCCGGAUCUUUAUGACAACACAGCUAUGCUCCAGGCAAAGAAAACAUUUCACUGGGAACGCAAGUCAUCACAUUCCUUUGUAGUGAAUGUGUUGGCCCAAGCCCUGUACGAGCUGUUUGCUGCCACUGACAAUUCUCUCCACGAGCUCAGGAAAGCCUGCUUCCUGUACUUCAAGCUUGGAGGGGAGUGCAUUAACGGUCCUAUUGGGCUUCUCUCUGUGCUGAAUCCCAAACCCUUGACCCUGAUUGGCCACUUCUUCGCCGUGGCCUUGUACGCCAUCUACUUCACCUUCAAGUCUGAGUCCUGGUUCACCAAACCCAGAGCCUUAUACAAGAGCGGGGCCAUCUUGUACCGUGCCUGCACCGUCAUGUUCCCCCUCAUCUACUCUGAAGUCAAGUACCUGGUGGACUGAAAUGCGCCCCCUCCUGGAGAGCAGUGGAGACUGCCCCAGGCUAACAGCCUAAAGAACACUGAACUCAAAGCACAUCAGUCGUAAUGGAGUUACGACCCACCGCCUACUCAGCUUUCUGUGUACGUCUGAAGUGACCUGCUGAAGCCUUUUGACUGUCUCAGAACGGUUUAUUAUUAACAUUUUGCCUCUCGUUGGUACUCGAGGGCAAAGCCUUAGUCUUUCGCUGUGAAAAAUCUAAUUAAGAUGUGAUGUGCAGGACCAUCCUUUUGUACCUGCUGUGUAAUUUAAAUGUAAGUGCAGCGUUCAAGUUAAUGAAACGUUGACUACGCAACCCUUAUUAUAUUAUAGGUAUAAUAGGUUAUCUGUCAUGGCUGACAAAUCUCAUGUUGACAGAUUUAUGACAUUAGGACAAUGAUGAGGUUACAGACAACCUGUUACCAAUGACUUCCUGGGAACCUAAAUGGAAAAGAAAACUUUGAUCUCGUAAUGAUUCAUCUAAAAACCAGCCGACUGUUGUCUUUUUACGAACCGUGUCCUUACUGCUGUCCUUCACUAUAAUGCAAAUGUUUCACUUUGCUGCAAAUAGGACAACGCUGCACAGACUAUGAUUUUUUUUUUUUAAAUCAUCUGUUGAACUUUUGCCAAGAUGCAUACUUCCUGCCUUAAAGCUUUGUGAACAAGGGAUCUGUUUCCGGCACGUCCUCUUAUUAGUUUGACCUGGGAAGACUGGGCGAGCAGCGCGUGUCUGACAAGGCUGUGGUCGAUGGACCCUAACCCUAAACUCCCGCCAACCGUCUACAAAGUACAAACCUUCCUUGAUUCAUGCUUUGAAAAAUUGCUGAUCUGGUGAGUUGGUCCAUGAUAUGGUAAUGACAUGAUCAGCUCCUUAGCUACAAUGCUCGGGAGAACAGCAUCACAGUCUCACUUAACCCUUGUGUUAUC